UUAAACGGUAAACUCCAGGAAGCGAAAUGUCGUACAUGGUGGGGACUUUUAUAACGCCUUAAAGGUGACUCCACUUGACAUUACAAACAGUAUGUGAUAUUGCGUGCAGUUUUUACUGUAUACACAAUAUAUACUAAUGAAUUAAGUUGACGUUCUUUGUGGUGAGCAUUAUGAAUGCGAGGACAAUAAUUAUCAGAUGGAGGAUGAUGGUAUCCGGUUUCCUAACAAAACGCUAUAUAUAAGGAGGAAACCGAGACAAUUUUGAGAGCUUCUGUCAUCGGAUCAACGAAAUAAAUAUUUGAAAGCCUUAGUUAAAGAUCGACAAGAAAGCGGGAAGAGUGAAGUGCAGAAAGUUGAGGAUACUCUUUACAGUCUUUCAGAUCAACUACGGAGGUCAGUAUGAAAGACGAAAAGGAAAAUAACGUCACAAUCGCCAUGGAUAAAUAUGACCGUAGGCCAUCUGCUUGGUUUAGGGAUAGUUUUGGUCUGUUAGGAAAAUAUGGCAAAAUUUCCAAAGAUCAAUUCAUCCGAGCCUCUGGUGAUAUUGGGGAUUUUAGCUCGAAGCUGUACGCUAUGUUUGAUGCGAAAGAUCUUGGAUACGUUCAAGUUCAAGAGAUCGUUGGAUCUCUUAGAUUGUUAUCUCAGCGUACAAAAACGAACAAUGGAAAAGGAAAUACAAAGCCGCUAAAAUGGCUUAGCAACAGAUUAGAAAACUUGUCUGACGCUAACGGUAAUAUUGACGCUGAGAAAUUUAAAGAAGAGUUGAGACAACCGCAGUUUAUAGAAAAUAUCUUCAAAUUGAUGGAUGUAAAUAAUGAGGGUGAAAUUAGUUUAAGCCAGAUCGUUGCUGCCAUGGAUAGACUUGAAUGUUCAACAGCAGAUUCCAAAUGGUACGAAUGGAUUGAAGAAAAAUUCUCAGUCGAUAGCAACGAAUCACGAUUGAUAACUCUUGAGCAAUUCAAGAAGGGAUUGCACAUUGAGAAGAGUUUCUUUGCUGAACGUUUCUUCUCCCUGUUCAAAGCGGACUCAACGAAUGAGGAUGAUUCUAUAUCUAUGCGAGAUCUUUGUCAAGGCUUGGAAUUACUGACAAAUGGAAGUCAAAUUGAUAAAUUGCAAUUUUUGUUCAAAGUUUAUGAUAUCGAUGGAAAUGGUGAGCUUGAUCGUGGCGAGAUGAGAACCGUUCUAGAAUCGUGCGUUGAAGAAAGCUCUCUAAGUAUGGAUCACCAGCAACUGGAAGAAUUAACGGAGGUCUUGUUUGAGGAGUCUGAUACAGAAAGGAAAGGAUUCAUCACGUUUGAUGAGUUACGAAAUUUCUUAGACAAAUUUCCGGGAAUCGCUGAAAAUUUAACAAUCAGUGCUGGCAAAUGGCUAACUCCACCGACCAAACCAAAGAAGAAACCAAUCUCUCGUUACAUUCCGAAAUACUUCACGUGGAAUUACAUAAGCAACAACCCAGAUCGUGUUGGUUUCAUCUUCGUUUACCUCUUGAUUAACGCCGCUCUUAUGAUAUGGGUUGGAAUAGUACGAGCUCCAAUGGGCGUUUUCGUAGUCCUGGCUAGAAUUCACGGAAUGUGCUUAAACCUGAAUUGUACUUUCGUUCUUGUGUUAAUGUUGAAACUUUGCUUAACGUGGGUGAGGACGACAUGGUUCAGGAAUGUUCUGCCUAUCGAUGAUCAUAUAAUGUUUCACAAACUCGUCGGCUUCUUUAUUGCCUAUCUCAGUUUUGGACACACAAUUGGUCAUCUUGGCUUUUAUAUUUCUACUCCCGAAAUUAACGGAACCCAGAUCGCAGUUUGGGAAUAUCUUUUCACAACAAAAGCGGGCCAAGGAUGGUUUCAUGGAAGUGCCGGGAUAACAGGACUAAUAUUAUUACUCAUACUUAUCGUCAUGGUUAUUUGUUCUCAGCCAUUUGUUAGAAAUAAAGGAUAUUUUGAGCUGUUUUACUGGACUCAUCAUCUUUUCAUCGCCUUCUGGGUGUUAAUCAUACUCCAUGCUCCAAAUUUUUGGAAGUGGAUCAUUGUUCCUGGCGUGCUGUACAUUAUUGAGAGAGUCAUUCGUUUGCGUUGGUUCAACUUGGCACGAUAUGGACCAACAUAUAUUGAAGAAGGCAUAACAAUGCCAUCCAAGGUAACACAUUUAGUCAUCACUCGACCUCCCAACUUCAAAUAUAAACCAGGAGACUAUGUUCACAUCAAUAUUCCAGCCAUAGCACAAAACGAAUGGCAUCCAUUUACAAUAAGCAGCUCCCCGGAACAAGAAGACGUUUUAUGGGUGCAUGUCAGAGGUGUUGGCACAUGGACGAAAAAAUUAUACGAUUAUUUUGAAGAAGAUAUUAUGGAAGAAGGCCGACAUCGUUUGGUAAAUAACUCUGUUGCCAUUAGGCGGGAAAGAACUUUCAGAAUAAAGGAUAAGAAAAGACACAAGCAAGAUGACAUCGGUACAGAAAAUGAAGGUGCGGAAGCUGAUGAUGAAAAUCGCAAUGGAGAUGUUGUUGAACAGGAAAAAUCAUCAACUGUUGUGCGACAACCUGUGAGACAGAGAAGGAAGAAGUUGAGGAUCUAUGUCGACGGACCAUACGGUGCUCCUUCUGUCCAUAUAUUCGAAGCAGAACAUGCUGUUUUGAUAGCUGGUGGAAUUGGUGUUACUCCUUUCGCAUCUAUCCUUCAAAGUAUUAUGAAGAAAGUCCAAAAUGCUACAAUAGAUUGUCCAAAUUGUGAGCAUAAAUGGGUUGGAAUGAUUCCAGAAGGAUUACAGAAACUAAAGAAGGUUGAUUUCUUCUGGAUCAAUCGUUGCCAGCGUUCGUUUGAAUGGUUUCUGAGUUUAUUGAACGAACUGGAAGUGGAGCAGUGUUGUCAGAGGCUGACAAAAAGUUUCUUGGACAUGCACAUCCACAUGACUUCUGCUUUAAAGAAAGAUGAUAUGAAAGGAAUCGGACUUCAGCUAGCGCUUGAUCUAAUGCACGCGAAGAAAUCAGUUGACAUGAUCACUGGUUUAAGAACGAAGACCUCGCCAGGACGACCAAACUGGGAUACGGUGUUUGAAAAAAUCUCGAAGGAAAAACGGGGAAAGGUAACAGUGUUCUUCUGUGGUGCUCCUGUGAUGGGUAAAGUUAUUAAAAUUUACUGCAGGAAAUACGGAUUUGGAUUCCGCAAAGAGAACUUUUGAUCACGAAGUUUUUGUGCACAUUUUACUUUGAUUGAUAGACUAGUUGUAAAUAUCAAAUACUAUUAAGUCACAUGAUAUGAAUUAUU
Molecule: messenger RNA, 3251 nt
Organism: Dendronephthya gigantea
Lineage: Eukaryota; Metazoa; Cnidaria; Anthozoa; Malacalcyonacea; Nephtheidae
Product: NADPH oxidase 5-like
Exons: 16
Coding region: 400-3165 (921 amino acids)
Biological process (GO): defense response; superoxide anion generation
Cellular component (GO): NADPH oxidase complex; plasma membrane
Molecular function (GO): calcium ion binding; superoxide-generating NAD(P)H oxidase activity
Source: RefSeq, a predicted model, not a curated record